GGACCAAGAGAAACAAAGUGGAGCAGAUCACUGAUACAGAUGCAGUUCAGGGGACAUCUCACCAGGGACAAUCUAAUGAAAAGAUCCUAAGUGAGUGUGUCUCCAGGGCCUGUCAGACCAGGGCUCUUGACCUCCCGCCAAUCGAUCCGGAUGCUUUCAACCCGAUUAUCAUCCGGUUUCUGGAAAAACUUACUGAAGAGCAAUGGAGGCAGUUAAGCAUUGGCAGGAUGGACCCUGUGAUGAGGGCAUUGCUUGCAGAGAUGUGCCUGCAGAUUGUGCGGUUUGUAUCUGAGGCCAUCCUGGAGGUCAUCAUCCCUGCAAUUUUCCGUUUUGUACGGAUAUACAGCCAUGUGUCUCCAGUAUCCGGCAAGUCUCUGACAGAAUCAGAGAGAUCCUCUAGCACAAACCUGAAGGUUCGCAAGAGAGGCAGCAGCAAAUCCUCAAGGUCUUGCACGGCCAAAUCAAGCUCCUCUCGUAAUGGGUCUCAGACAGUGUUGCCAAAUACUCAGGGAGAUGGUGAGUCUAUUUCAUCUGAGCCACUCAGUGACUUUUUUGGGAUCACUGAGGACAGUCUCCUCACUGGUGUCCAGGAUUCCUUCAAAAAGUCACUGAACAAUGUCCUCUGUAUCCAAAGAGAGGGCCAGGUAGACACUCAAAGUCUAUCCCGGGUUAUUGUUGGAGAAGUGUCAAAGAAGGUCAAUUCCAUAAUCUCUGUGGCCAUCCAAACUCCCAUCUCUGGGCGAAUGUCCCCUGUCAUUUUUGCCAGUGGUGGUGUCUCCAGCACCAAGGUGGUUGAGGAGAUGGUGUCUGGCAUUUCCAACAUACUUCAGAUGUACAUUAAUGGGAAGAGUGUUGAGCAGAGUGUUGUUCUCAUAGAGGAUGGUGUUGAGGUGGAUAUGACACAUUUAACAGGACAGGUCAUGACAGCCCUCAGUGGCACUGUUUUGAACUUCAGCAACAAGGAGGAAAAUGAACCCGACAAGAGGGAACUGCUUUGUGUUGUUGCUGACCACAUGAAGAUGCUUGAAGCUUGUAAAAGUCCCGAGGAGAUGCUAAAACAAGGAGAGAGCAACCUAAAUAUCAAAGGUGCCAAAUCUAGUCUUCGUCUGUCAACACAAAGUAUGGACAGACUACUCACUGAGGAGUUUCAGACCAAGGCCAUUGAAUCGAUCCGGGAGAUCGUUAAAAGAUUCAGGGGUUGUACAUCAUGUUGUUCUGGCACUACAUCAUCUAGUCCAACUCCUAGGAUAGGUGAGAUCAGAGACCUUAUGAUUGACCCUGAGGCUUCUGAGUUGGUAAGUACCUUUGUUUCAGACAUGGACAAUCUUACCCAGUCUAUCAGGGCAUCCUGCUCCCCUGCACAGGGUGAGCAGAUCCUUCUUGAAAACCAUCAAAGUAAGAUCUGGUCUUACACUGUAUGUUGUUACUAUGACAUGAAAAAUACGCUGAAGAGGCUUCUUACCUGUCCAGAAAAAGGGGGAUCUCGCAAGUACAUUUGUGGAGAGCACCAAAGAUUCUUUCACAAUGGUUCCAACUUUGUGCCUGGACGUCGGUCAUUCCAGUAAUGGUGAGGCUGACACAUCAGACUCCAUUUUUUGUAAACCACUUUUAAUAACCCCCUCAUCUAUGAAUGAACAAAAAGGACAAAGUGAGACCCCAAAACCUCUCUUGGCUCUCAAAAAGUAUUUGCAAGACCAAGUCCUCCUUGACACCACAAAAGCGAUUGCCAGCCAGGUUCUAGUCUUGUAUAAGACUGAGGUGAUGGAGAAGUUCUCAUCUUCUGUUGGAGAGUGUGAUUCUGAAGAGUCUCUGGAGGCCAUUCUAUUUGUGGAUGGCAUCAUGUCUGACUUGAAUGAUUUCACCAGUUCUUGUUCCGCCUCACCAUCUGAGUUGUUAGACAGUGAACAAUGUCUCUCCCAUCUCACUUUUCCACUUGGUCUGCAGGACAGCACCACCAACAGUGAAUCUACCCAGAGUCUUCCAGUUAUAAAUAUGACGAAACUCUCCAGUGUGUCUUUCCAGACAAAGGCUAGAAAGGCAGUGAGUGAAGCUCUGAGAUCUGUCAACCCCUUUACAAACAGCUUACUGGGAGACUCUGAAGCAUCUAAAUUACUGGACACUUUUGUAACAGAUGUGGAGACUAUUGUUCAGUCCAUGCAGGCACAUGAAUCUGAAAUUCUCAGAAUUUCAAAAGUGAGCACCCUUUCUGCUGCUCGUAUUAUAUAUCAUAGAUUUCGAGAAAUGCUGAGGCGUUUUCUCACUUCCUGCCAAGACUCUGUAAAGGUCAUCGGUGGUGUUACACCAAUACAUGAUGAGACUCUCAAACAGGCUCCUAGUGAAAGUUUAGAUUCUCAGGUGACUUGUAAUAGGGAUUCUCUUGAAAUCCAAGCGGACCUUCAAACCUGUACCAAGGAGGUCAUUAGUCAGAUCCUCACUGUGUAUCACUCUGAGGAAUCCAUGGAGGAAUGCCUCUCUAGCCUAAAAGGAGAUAAAGAAGACCUGUCCAAGCUUUUGGAUGCCGUUGUUUCUCAGAUUGACGGUCUUGCCGCCUCCAAAUCAUAUUUAUCUGUUGAUGACUAUGCUGUCAAUACACAGGACAAUUUGCAUGGUGAGAUCAACAAUGAUGAGGAGGAGGCAUCCUCUAGAAGUCUUAAAUCCACAGCCUUUGACAAACUAUGUACUGAUGCAUUUCAAACUAAAGCCUCACAUAUGGCUGGUGGGAUCCUUCAAUCAGGGUUAAUUGGUAUUGUAAAUACCAGCCUUGAUGGUAGAAGUGCAGACAUUUGUGCAGAGUCCAGUAAUGAUGGUGAUGAUAGAGAUGUCAAAAUCCUUCAGAAGAGUGGAACUCCAUCUUUAUUCACCUCUUCU
Oncorhynchus masou masou (cherry salmon) is the source of this 2868-nucleotide messenger RNA. RefSeq lists its product as uncharacterized. The record is from RefSeq and is a predicted model, not a curated record. Lineage: Eukaryota; Metazoa; Chordata; Actinopteri; Salmoniformes; Salmonidae. The transcript has 5 exons. The coding region runs from base 228 to 1565 and encodes 445 amino acids.